UUAUCAGAUAAGAUGAUCCGCAACACGACGUGUCUUCACGGCAGUCGCCUGUGGACAACUGAACAUGCACUGCAGGAUGGAGCUGGUAUGACUGUGCAGUCCGAUUGUGCGGCACAUACUGCAGUACUUAAGGUAGAAUGCCCCGCGAGUUUUGAGAGCAGUAUCGAGCGAACAUCGUCCGAUCCACCAUGUCCUCUAUCAGCUCAUUGCAUGUCGUCGUUGUCGCCUACGGAAGCUGGGGACAUGUCCGCCCGCUGUGUGCACUGGCCGCCAGGCUCGUCAAACUGCGCAACCUCGACAUCACCUUCCUCAUCGCUCACAACAAUUACGACAAGGUAGCGGAUGAAAUUUCAAAGAAUUUCGACGAUGCGGACGACACGUUGCAGGCCCGCAUUAGAAUCGGUGCUCUUCAUGCUCAUGAGCACAAUCCAUAUGACUACGAAAUUAUCGGCCAAUCAUUCGACACAGAGUAUCAGAAGCUAUCGCGUGGGGAAACCAUGUUCUGCUAUCAUGCGCAGAAGGGGAUCCCUGCGUUGGCACCACCUCAGGCUUUGAUCUUAGAUAUCAUGGGGUAUACUCUUAUGCAGAUUGCGCGCAAGCAGAACAGCUCUGUCAAAAUCCUAUGCGCAGGGCCCGCAUCUGUGUUGAGCACGUAUAUGCUAAGCGGCCUGUCGGAAGCUGAGUCGGGCACGAAAAGUCCGCUGGAGCGAAAAAUAGAAGAAUACAUGCAGAAGACUGGCGCUUCUCUCGAGGACGCUGCUGAAGGAGUAUAUAACAUACCCAGCAGUAAGAUCAUCCAAGCACCUGGUCUUCCUCCGAUGUACCACUACGAGAACAGUCCUCAGGAGCUUAUACAGCCUAUCACGAAGGUUCCAAUCGGCCGCAUCCACCUCCUCGCCGACAAAAUGCUCCGCGAGUGCGACGGAUAUAUUUCAUCCUCAUUGGCAUGUGUCGAACCCCAAGAGGUCGUGCAAGCCUUCUAUCAAUUCUUUGGCAUUACGUCAAGGAAGACUUACCUUCUUGGCCCUUUGCUUCCGAUGACCAAGAGGUCAGAGGCGGCCGAUGCCAAGCAGGCUGCAAAAUCACCCGAGAUCACGGAUUUCUUACAGAACACUCUGCAGGCUCGCGGAGAGCGGUCUCUGAUCUUCAUCUCCUUCGGAACCUUGAUCUGGACCACGCAGCCGGAGAAGGUGUGGACGUUCCUCGACGUCCUAGUGGAAAAGAAGAUACCCUUCAUUAUGUCUCAUGCAUCCCCGUUCUCCCAAGUCCCGGAUGAAAUUCAGGCGAAAGUGAAGGCCUCUGGGACGGGUCUCAUAGUCCCGUGGGCUCCCCAGCAGGCCAUUCUCGAGCAUCCGGUUACUGGGUGGUUCCUCACACAUGGGGGGUUCAACAGCAUCGUCGAGUCCAUCUACGCAGGCGUUCCGAUGAUCUGCUGGCCCUUCUCUGCGGAUCAGCCUCUGAACACGUUGCACCUGACAGAGAACCUGAACGUCGCAUACGAGUUGCUCGAGGUGCGGACCGGAGACGGUCUUAAACCAAUCUACCGCACUGGCAAGGCCCCGACCGGCACGCUCGAGGCCGUCCGCACGGAAGCAGGUUCGGUGCUCGAGAAGGCUUUCGGCGAGGACGGUGACAGGAAGCGGGCAAACAUUCGCAAGCUCAGAGAGGCUUCAUUCGAGCUGUGGAAGCCCGGUGGUGCUGCGUGGGUCGCUGGUGGACAGCUUUUGGACUCACUUCAGUGGAAAGCUUGAUCGUCGUUGAAGAAUACAAAUUCUGCUGUGUAGAAGAGGCACAUAUCUCCCGGAUGUACACAUAAAUACGAUGCCACUCCAUCGUUCACAUUUGGUCUUCGCUCG
Phanerochaete carnosa HHB-10118-sp is the source of this 1856-nucleotide messenger RNA. RefSeq names its product glycosyltransferase family 1 protein. Gene Ontology annotation, molecular function: UDP-glycosyltransferase activity. The transcript has 11 exons. Bases 189 to 1751 code for a protein of 520 amino acids. NCBI's taxonomy places the organism in Eukaryota, Fungi, Basidiomycota, Agaricomycetes, Polyporales, Phanerochaetaceae. The record is from RefSeq and is a predicted model, not a curated record.